AUGAUUCCAAGACAAGGCUAUGCGCCAACUCCACAUAGCUAUGUUCCUAAUACCAGUCUAUCUGCAAGUAUAAAUCUUGACGAAGUAUGCUUCCUAUCUUCUGCAGGAUCACUUCAAAUUGCAGCUAACCGCCGGAUAAAGGAAGUCAAGCUCACAAAUACUCGCGCCGAGCGCAACCUUCAAGAAUCCCUCGCCGAGCUCUUCAGCAUCAUCAUUACCAUCGACGAGCUCGAGAAAGCUUUCCUUAAGGAUGCUAUCCCAGAAGCAGAGUACACCGAAAUCUGCGAGCGAUCGCUGAGGCAGUAUAAGGCGCUGCUAGCUGACGAGACGAUCGCCAACGAAUUUGGAGAUUUGGAAACAUUCAAGGCGAAAUGGGAUCUUGAAGCUCCACGCGCAACUGAGCGCAUUCGUGUCGGUAUGCCCUCGACAACUAUCGACCGAGCCCCCUCUGCGCCAACUCCCGCCCCCUCCGCAUCUAACAACACGAGCGGUGUUUUGAUUCUCGAAGCCACACAAGAAUUCAUCACUUUCCUCGACGCUGUAAAGCUCGGUCUUCUCUCUAAGGAUCAACUACAUCCACUACUCUCCGAUGUUAUCCAAUCCGUGAACCGUGUUACAGACCAGGACUUCGAGAACCGUGGCAAGAUCGUGCAGUGGCUCAUCACACUUAAUCAGAUGAGGGCGACCGACGAGCUCAGCGAACAGCAGGCACGCGAGUUAGAGCUUGAUAUUCAGCAGGCGUAUCAGGGAUUUAGAAGGACAUUGACAUAA
Molecule: messenger RNA, 771 nt
Organism: Fusarium sp. VM40
Lineage: Eukaryota; Fungi; Ascomycota; Sordariomycetes; Hypocreales; Nectriaceae
Source: the annotation of a GenBank genome assembly